AUUCCCACGCACGCAACCAUAGAUGUUUUGUGCGUAUAGUGUGUAAAUAUACACCGCAGUGGGUGGUGUUCAGGUGACAGCUCGACUUGUCUUGUUUAUUUACACUUAGCUCCGCAUUUACUUGACCCAGAAUCGCAAAAAAAAUGAUGCUCCACAAAAUGACAACACUCAAGCUAUGCAGAUUAUGCGGCAAAGAGAAACAGCAAGGCACAGAUUUGUUCAAAGAUAAAAUAAAAGGAUCAGUACUCAUAUCAAUAAUAAAUAAGUAUUUUGCGAAAGAGAUCAUUAGCAUAUCUAUCUCCGAUGCAUUUUCCAAGUAUGUGUGCAAUGAAUGCGAACAAAAAAUUUGUACGUUCGAUGAAUUUUGCUUGAUGGUGGCCAACGUUCAAAAACAACUAGCUGCACCAUCUUUAGAGCUUGAUUUUGCAGAGGAUAUGCUUUGUCAUUUGAAGGAAACUAGUAUACCAGAUAAAUCAAGUCAGCAACCUAUGGGUGCUUAUGAGAAAAAAAAACAAAUAUGUCACAUUUGUGCUAAAAGUUUCAGGUGCUUAGCUCACUUGAAUAGGCAUAAACUCAUUCAUACGGGACAGCGUCCUUAUGUUUGCGAUAUUUGUAACAUGUCAUUUAAUCAACAAGAAAUCAUGAUGAAACACAAGCAAUGUCACGAAGGAAAGAAACUAUUUCAAUGUGCCAACUGUCAUCAAUCAUUUCGGUAUAAAGUCUCUUUGAAAUCACACAUGAUAAACUAUCAUUCUGCAAAUGAACAGUCUGUAAUUGGCAAUCGAGUAAUGUGCAUACAAGAUCAGUUGCUUCAAUGCACGGAGUGUGGAAAACAGUUUGCAACCAAAUACAAAUUACAAAGGCACAGGAGAUGUCACACUGGUGAGAAGCCGUACCGUUGUAAUUACUGUGAUCGGUCUUUUUCUCAAACAGGUAAUUUAAAAUUACAUCAAGUCAAAUAUCACCAAAUCCCCUGUUCAAUUCCCGAGACAUCACAAGAGCAACUUCAACACACAGUAAAUCAACCACCAGAGCGCGAUGUUAAUAACUCCAUGAAUACAUUUCAACCAAUUUUUCUAACGGAAACUGAAAUCCAAAAUACUAUCAACGAGACAAUUAACUCCACUAAUCCAAGUUCUUCUUAUAUGAACAAAUCCUACGAAAAUCCACUGUACAUAGACGAGGAAAUUGAAACAAUGCUGGAUCAGGAUCUCGAUCAGCUAGAACGUCAAAAGUACGCCGCUUCAACGCAAGAAAAAGUUUCCUUUUGUCUAAAAGAACCGGAAACCCCAGAAUUGUUACAUAGUUUACUCUAUGAUGAUUAAUGUAAUUUCGCUAGUUUAUCAAGGUUAUAAAUAAUGUGACGAUUGAUUUUUAUAUCACCAAUUUAUUGGCAUUUUAAAUAUUCAUAUAAAAAGCAAAAGAUUGAUUUGGUCUCACAGUCGCGGAACGGUCAGUGUGUUACUGUUAUAAGUAGCAUCUCGUUGUUUUUUUUAAUUUUUUAUAUUUAUAUAUAUAUAUUUUUUUUUGUUAAACAAUAUUAAAAAAUUGUUAAUGAAUUAGGAACUCGAUUAUGGUGUAUUUACAAGAAAAACUUUAAAAUGAUUUCAAAUAAAAAGAAUUACUUUUCAUUUAGUUAGUACCUUACACAUGAUCGUUCCUUGUCUACAAAAAAUACAUUUACAUAUGCAUUAUCGUAUUGAAAUAUUCCGAGAUGCAAGACAUUAAACAUUAUGCAGUAUGGCAAUAUUUUAAAUACUUUUGUAUAAGUUGCAGACUACUAUUAUAUGUAAACAUAUACUUUUAUAUUUCGUAAUAGAACCAAAUUUUACUGAGAAUCAUGUAAAAAAACACCCUGUUGCAUAAAAUAAUUAGGAUAAUCAAAUGGCACAAGAAAUUCAUAGCGAUAAGGUUUAAUGCAGUUCUCAGCAAUGACGCAAAUUAUUGUUGAGAAUAAUAAAAGAAGAGAAAACUUUGGAAUAUUAACACAUUGCAAAUUAAUGCAACAAUCUACACUUCUAAUCGCUAUCACAAAAGUAUAUUGCAAUAUAAUUAAAAAAAAAACAAAAAAAAAAUACUCAGAUCGCAAUUUUAAUUCAGUCUGACAGUAAAAACAGCAUAUGAUCAUAAAGUACGGCUUAAAUAAUACGUUACAAAAUCUUAGAAGUUAUUACAACACACGCAUUAACUUCGAAUGCAUUUCGUUAUUACAGUUAAAAUAACACCUCACUUAUCGUUAUUUUAUCAUUUUGUUAUUUAUACAAUAGUUCUACGAUAAACUUUAAAUCA
Messenger RNA from Nasonia vitripennis (jewel wasp), 2289 nucleotides. Its product is annotated as zinc finger protein 544-like. The record is from RefSeq and is a predicted model, not a curated record. Gene Ontology annotation, biological process: regulation of transcription by RNA polymerase II. Gene Ontology annotation, molecular function: DNA-binding transcription factor activity; zinc ion binding; RNA polymerase II cis-regulatory region sequence-specific DNA binding. The transcript is spliced from 4 exons. NCBI's taxonomy places the organism in Eukaryota, Metazoa, Arthropoda, Insecta, Hymenoptera, Pteromalidae. The coding region runs from base 144 to 1325 and encodes 393 amino acids. Gene Ontology annotation, cellular component: nucleus.